Molecule: messenger RNA, 3986 nt
Organism: Pteronotus mesoamericanus
Lineage: Eukaryota; Metazoa; Chordata; Mammalia; Chiroptera; Mormoopidae
Gene: ARHGEF10
Product: Rho guanine nucleotide exchange factor 10
Exons: 28
Coding region: 39-3986 (1315 amino acids)
Biological process (GO): mitotic spindle assembly; positive regulation of stress fiber assembly; actin cytoskeleton organization
Cellular component (GO): centrosome
Molecular function (GO): guanyl-nucleotide exchange factor activity; protein binding
Source: RefSeq, a predicted model, not a curated record
CUCCCCCGGCCUUAGCGGGGUGCCCUCUGCUCCCACCAAUGACAGUGCAGGUAACGGGGCCGCGAGCUGCUCCCCAACUUCAGCUGGUGGCCCCUGUCUCCUGGGCACGGCGCAGGGCGGCCGGCGCCCGACCUCAGAGCUGCGGCAUGGACCCGCCAGAGCCGCCGGUCCCCGCGCCGGAAGAAAAUGAAGUAAAAUUCGACGCAAACAAUAACGAGGAAGAGGAGGAGGGAGAGCAGUUCGAUUUUGACAGCGGAGAUGAGGUGCCGGAGGCAGACAGGCGGUCGCCGGGCACCCCCGCGGCCAGUCCCGUGGGGCCUGCUGCCCCCAGCGCAGGAGCGGAGGCCGGGGCAGGCGCGGACGCGGGCCAGCCGGGGGACCCGACCACACUGGGGGCCCCGGCGAGGGUCAACCCCUACUCCGUCAUCGACAUCACGCCCUUCCAGGAAGAGCAGCCCCCGGCCCCCGACGCCGAGGCCGGGCCCGAGGAGAGCGCCGGCCCGCCCGUGCCCAGCGGCUACGCCGUGCCCGUGCCCUGCGGCUACGCCGUGCCCUCCAGCCUGCCCGCGCUCCUGCCCGCCUACUCCAGCCCCGUCGUGGUCCACGCGGCCUCCCUGGACGAGGAAGCCGGGACGCCUGAACUUGCAGAAGACAGCCAGUUUAAUUCUCUGAGUUCCGAGGACCCCGCGAACAGUGAGGAUCAAGCCCCGGCGGAGGACAGCGCCCUCGCCCGCUGGGUGGCAGAUCCGGCCAACACCGCGUGGAUGGAGAAUCCAGAAGAAGCCGUUUACGAUGAUGUGCCGAGAGAGAAUUCCGACUCGGAGCCAGGUGAGAUGAUUUACGACGACGUGGAGAACGGGGACGGGGAUGAUGGCGGGAACAGCUCCCUGGAGGACGGGUGGAGCUCGAGCGAGUUUGAAAGCUACGAGGAGCAGAGCGACUGCGAGGGCAAGAACGGGGUCCCCAGGCCCUUCCUGCGCGGCAGCCACCGGACGCAGAUGCAGAAGCUCGUGAAGGCGGCGAAGGAGGGCACCAGGGACGGGCUGGAGAAGACCAAGGCCGCGGUGAAGAGGGGCCGCUCCUUCAUCAGGACCAAGUCCUUCAUCUCCCAAGAUCGCGGCCCUGACCUGGAGGAGGAGCAGAGCCUGUUCAUCGACGUGGACUGCCGGCACCCGGAGGCCGUCCUGACCCCGAUGCCCGAAGGCCUGUCCCAGCAGCAGGUGGUGAGAAGGUGCAUCCUGAGCUCCAUUGUCGACAGCGAGAAGAGCUACGUGGACGCCCUCACGCGGAUCCUGGAGCAGUACGAGCGGCCGCUGGCGGAGAUGGAGCCGCGGAUGCUGAGCGACCGGAAGCUGAAGGUGGUGUUCCACCGCCUGCGGGAGCUGCUGCAGUGCCACCGCCUGUUCCAGAUGGCGCUGGCGAGCCGCGUGGCCGAGUGGGACGCCGUGGAGACCAUCGGCGACGUCUUCGUGGCUUCGUUUUCUAAGUCCAUGGUGCUGGACGCCUACAGCGAGUACGUGAACAACUUCAGCGCCGCCAUGGCCGUCCUCAAGAAAACGUGCACCGCGAAGCCCGCGUUCCUGGAAUUUUUGAAGCAGGCUCAGGAGUCCAGUCCGGACCGCGUCACGCUCUGCAGCCUGAUGACGAGGCCCAUCCAGAGGUUCCCGCAGUUCAUCCUGCUGCUCCAGGACAUGCUGAGGAACACGCCCCCCGGACACCCCGACAGGCUGCCCCUGCAGAUGGCGCUGACGGAGCUCGAGACGCUGGCGGAGAAACUGGACGAGAGGAAGAGGGAAGCCGAUCAGCGCUGUGAGGCCAGACAGGUCGCGAAAGCCGUCAACGAGCGGCGCCUGAGCAAGCUCCUCAGCAGUGGCAGCCGCUACCUCAUCCGAUCCGACGACGUGAUAGAGACCGUGUACAACGACCGGGGCGAGGUCACCAAGACCAAAGAGCGGCGGCUGCUCAUGCUGAACGACGUGCUCAUGUGCGUCACGGUCAGUGCCCGCGCCCCGCACGACGGCCACGCGCUCCUCUCGGCCGGCCAGAGGCAGCUGCUGAAGUGGAGUGUGCCGCUGGGCCGCACCGCGGUCGUGGAGUACGGCAGCGCCGAGGGCCCGGCCGAGCACCCGCCCGAGAGCCUGGCCGUGGUGGCCACCGCAAAGCCGCACAAGGUCUACGUGGGGCCCGGGCAGCUCUACCAGGACCUGCAGAACCUGCUGCACGACCUCAACGUGGUCGGCCAGAUCGCGCAGCUCGUCGGGGACCUGAAGGGGCACUACCAGAACUUGAACCAGGCCGUGGCCCACGACUGGACGGCGGGGCUGCAGCGGCUCAUCCUGCAGAAGGAGGAGGAGAUCCGCGCCGCCGACUGCUGCCGGCUGCAGCUGCAGCUGCCGGGCAAGCAGGACAAGUCGGGGCGGCCCACCUUCUUCACCGCCGUGUUCAGCACCUUCACGCCGGCCGCCAAGGAGUCCUGGCUGAGCAGCCUGCAGCUGGCCAAGCUCGCCCUCGAGGAGGAUAACCACAUGGGCUGGUUCUGCGUCGAAGACGACGGGAACCAGAUCAAAAAGGAGAGACACCCGCUCCUCGUGGGACACAUGCCGGUGACGGUGGCCAAGCAGCAGGAGUUCAAGAUCGAAUGUGCUGCCUACAACCCUGAGCCCAGCCAGGCUCGUGUGGGCCGGCCAGAUGCCACCGCCGCGGCCCAGGGCUUCCUGUGGGUCGGCAGCUGCACCAGCCAGAUGGGCCAGGUCGCCGUCGUGUCCUUGCGCCCCGGCCGCCCCCGGGUCGCCGAGUGCUUCAACGUGGAGGCGCGCGUCCUGUGCAUGGUCCACGUCCCCGCGGGGCCCAGCCCGGCCGGGAGCGCGCGGCGUGUCCCCACGGUCUGCCUGGGGACCGAGGAAGGAAGCAUCUCUGUCUACAAAAGCAGCCCGAGCGCCAAGAAGGUGCGGCUGCAGCACUUCUUCGCCCCUGACAAGGCCGCGGUCCUGAGCCUGGCCUGCACGCCGCGCCGCCUGUUCGCCGGCCUGGUGGACGGGGCCGUGGCCGUCUACGCGAAGGCGCCAGAUGGAUCCUGGGAGUCCGAGCCUCAGGCGGUGGUGAGGCUGGGUGUGCUGCCGGUCAGGAGCCUGCUGACCACGGAAGACGCUCUGUGGGCGGCGUCUGGGGGCCAGGUGUCCAUCAUCGGUGUGGAGACGCACACCGUGCAGGGCCAGCUGGAGGCCCACCAGGAGGAGGGCAUGGUGAUCUCGCACAUGGCCGUUGCGGGCGUGGGGAUCUGGAUCGCCUUCACCUCAGGGUCCACGCUGCGCCUGUUUCACACGGAGACGCUCAAACACCUGCAGGACAUCAACAUAGCCACGCCCAUCCACCACAUGCUGCCAGGGCAGCAGCGGCUGUCGGUGACCUGCCUGCUCGUCGGCCACGGCCUGCUGCUGGUCGGCACCAGCCUGGGGCUCGUGGUGGCCCUGCCCGUCCCUCGCCUGCAGGGCAUCCCCAAGGUGACAGGGAGGGGCAUGGUCUCCUACCACGCGCACAAUGGGCCUGUCAAGUUCCUGGUCGCAGCCACCGCCGCCCCCACGGCAGACGAGGACAAGCCCAGGGACAGCCCGCCCCCCGCCGCGGGCCCCCCAGAGGACGACCGGCAAGAAACAGCUCCCGGCGAGGGGGGCGGGCCCUGCCCGGGCAGCCCCGACGCCGUGUGGCUGGGGGCUUCGCCGGGCCCCGCGAUGCACAGGAGCGAGUUGCCCUCGUCCUCCAGGUCCCCGGAGCCCAGGCCCGAGGACAGCGUCUUCGGCGACCUCCUGCGGCAGCCCGGCACCGGGCCAGGCUCAGGGCGGCGAGCCCGGCGGGCGAGGGCCAGCUCUGUGCUCGUGGCCUGCGGCGGCCAGGGCCACCGGCGGGUGGGCAGGAGGGCCCGGCCGCCGCGGCCGGAGGAGCUGGCCUCGUCCAUCAUGGUGUGGCAGAUCCCCCUGCUCUCCGGGUGA